This is a messenger RNA of Anthonomus grandis grandis, 1059 nucleotides long. RefSeq names its product alpha-tocopherol transfer protein-like. Gene Ontology annotation, molecular function: phosphatidylinositol bisphosphate binding. The record is from RefSeq and is a predicted model, not a curated record. The transcript has 5 exons. Bases 30 to 968 code for a protein of 312 amino acids. Gene Ontology annotation, cellular component: membrane. Lineage: Eukaryota; Metazoa; Arthropoda; Insecta; Coleoptera; Curculionidae.
CCCAUUUUAUUUCUAAAUAUUCUCUGGUGAUGUCUGCUAAUAUUUCUUUAAUUUACCAAAAUGAUGCUGACCUUAAAAAAGCUGACGUGGAAGCCUUAUUGGAAUGGACGUCGAAACAGCCUCAUUUACCAAAAAUGUCUGAACUCCAGGUGAUAAACUUCCUCCAGAGCUGCUACUAUAGGAACGAACAAGCCAAGUCCGCCAUCGAUAACUACUUCACCAUCAGGACGUUGUGCCCCGACAUAUUUAGUGAACGAAAUCCGAAUAAUCCAAGCGUGCAAGCGGCUCUCGACUGUGCCUUUAUGGUUUUUUUACCAAAAUUAACCCCGGAAAACUACCAAGUGUAUUUGAUGAAACUAAUCGAUUGUGACCCAAACCGUUUCAACUUCUCCAACCAGAUAAGGUACUUUGACAUGUUGGAAAUGUUAACUUUACACAAGUACGGCCCUCAAGAAGGGGUGCAAAUCUGUAUUGAUAUGGAAGGGUUCGUUUUUGGGCAUUUAAUCAGAUUACAGACAAGUACCAUUAAGAAUUUCCUUUUUUAUUUACAAGAAGCAAUGCCCAUUAGGUUAAAAGGGGUGCAUUUCAUCAACCCAUUUCCUUUUAUAGACAAGCUGCUUGCUCUCAUGAAACCUUUCAUGAAAAAGGAACUCGUGGACAUGGUAACAAUGAAAAAACAAAAAAAAAUUAAUAUAAAAAAAAAACAAUUUAAGCUUCACGUGCAUAAUUCCAUCGAGACCUUCUUCGAACACGUGCCAAUAGAGUGUUUGCCAAAGGAAUAUGGUGGGCAAAUGGACCCUAUAAAAAUACUAUAUGACAAUGUCACUAAGGAAAUGAAUGAAAAUGCCGACUUUUUCGACCAGGAGGAGACUCAAAGGGUAAACGAGAGCCUACGACCCGGUAAACCCAAGAAUAUGGGAGAUUUCUUUGGAAUCGAGGGUACAUUUAAAAAGUUAGCAGUGGAUUAAAUUUUUGGAAUUUAAAACGUGUGCAAUGUUUGUUGUUAAAUUUGCAAUGUCUAUUAAAAAAUAGCCUAAAGGGAGUAAAAUCUUAAAGAAC